GCUAUUUAUUCUAAUAAUAAAAAUAAUAAUAACGGACUUAACAAAUUAUGCAUGGAAUCAUUGUGGACUUGUAUUACUUCAAAAAGCUUUUACGUUAACAGUAAGGAAUAAUAUAGCCGGUAAAAUCUGAUACAUGUGCAAAGUGUCCUGAUAUCAAUAUUGACAAACUGAUGAUUAUCACCAACGCCAUGCAAAAGCUGUAGACUAAAUUUCUCUAUAUGACUGUGACCUAUAUCUGACGUGGCUUUUUACUGUACAUUAGUGGGUACGCGUGUCUUUUUGUGUCGAAUGUGAUCAGUCGCAAAUGCUGAGUUGAGCAAAAUUGAAUAGUUGCGAUGAAGGAGCAGUCAAUUACUCGAUCUUACUUCGUCCUGUUUUUACUGCAACUGGGAAUUUUUUUGGUUAUUUAAACGCUUCUUUCACUUUUGCGACGACAAUAAAAAAUUUUUUAUCGCGAUUAUCAUGAAACAACUGAAUUAUAGUUUCAAAAAUUGAAAUUAAGUCUAUAUUAUGAAUUUAUUUUUCAAUUAUUAAAAAAUCAUGACAACGAUGUGGAUAAGAAUCAUAAACUGGUGGUUAUUGUUCACCUAUUCCUUUAAGGAAAUUGAGGGAUUGAUUCCAUUAUUUAACUCGGAAAAUCCCAUUAAUUCCUACAAAUAUCAACAAAUGAGAGAAAUUAUAAAAUUGUACUUUUCAAAUCGUUCGAAUCCUCUAGUGCUUACUGAUAACUUAAUAAGUAUAAUAGACCAAGAUACUCGGAAAUCAAUCGCGUCACCCAUUAACGUUAUAAAUGAUAAAUUUAAAGCGAAGAAUAUUCAAAUAUUCAACCCAUCGAGGCCUACAUACAUUUUGUCGACUAAUUCUAAUGAACAACUUGACACUUUUCUUCGGGAGUUUGAAUCCAUGGUAACGUGGAGUAUCGAGUCGUUGUUUUUCAUUGUUGACUUCACUGACAACAAUUAUUGCAUCAAUGCUUCGAAAGUGCUACAAAUUUUAUGGAAAAAAGAAUUGCUUUCAUCCUUAUUUGUCUGCAGCGAACCUGACAGUGACAAAAUAUGGCUGUAUACUUUCAACUCUUACGCACCUCAUGCUCCUCACCCAUGGGAAGAAGUAAAAACUGUUGAAAAACCCGAUAGCCGAUGGACUCUUUACAAACGACCUUACAUAAAUGAUAUCAGCUUUUGUCAAAAUCUCACAUUUGACAAAACUAAAAUCUUGGAUGGCUAUCCACUGAAAACUACUGGACAUCCUAUAUUUAAAAAAAAUUGGACUCGAAAUGAAGUUUAUGGUAAAGAAGUUGUAAAAACUGAAUUUUCGUAUUUUCCUGGUAUGUUUUUUUCAACAUUAUGCGAAAAAAUGAAUGUCACGCUAGUAAUUAAUUUCGAUGAUGAAGGCUACUUCCAUAAAAACGAAACUUUCGGUUUCUUAAAAUUGUUAGUUAAUGGUACAUCUGAUAUAGGUAUGGGUUUAAGACACUUCGCUGAAGUUCCAGCAGAACUUAUUGAUACAGUUAAACUAUAUAAUGAAAACGGGUUUUUGAUAUUGACGUUGAAAAAAAGGUUUGAGCUUCCUCUCGAAAUAAUUGAGGACUACUGGACCACUGACAUAAUCGUAUUAUCAAUAGCAACGUUACUAAUUACAUCCGUAACAAUAUUUAUCAAUAAUAAUAACAGUUCCCGCGCAACUUUCUUAGAUAUUUUACGAAUGAUAUUAGGCGGGGGUAUAAUGACGACACUUGAAAGAUUUUCGAUGCGUAUUGUUUUUGUAAUCGCGACAGUAGUACUUUUUAUUUUAAAUCCAGCCUUAGGUGGUUCUCUCUCAGCUUUGAUGUCUAACCCCGAACGUCUAAGUGUAGAAAGUUUGCAAGACUUGCAUACUUAUAAAUAUCAUGUUUACAUCCACUUUAUCCAAAAAAAAUUUAUUGACGAAACAAAUCUGUGGUUAGGUUUGGAUCGUAAAUAUUUGCAUUUUACAAAUACGACUGAUGUUAACUGUGACUAUCGGGUAUUAAAUGACUCAACUGCUGCGUGCAUCGCUUUUUCUACUCGUCAAAUACGUGCUGCUAAGAAAUAUCAGAAGCAAUUACAUGUCUCGGACUCAUUUAUUCUCAAAUCGUAUUUUACUUUUUGGACCCGACGUAACUGGGCAUUGAAAAAUCGAGUCGAUCAAAUAGUACUACGAUUAACCGAAGCUGGUAUCAUAAAACACUGGAAUAGUAAAGGAAUUUACGAACCUUUAAAAAAAUUAAGAGCCAAGGAAAAACUGGAGGAGAGUUCAGAAUAUUUCCAGAUUCAAUUAGAAAACGUAUUAUUCGCUAUUAUCUUUUUUAUAUUGGGUUCAAUUUUCGGGAUAAUUAUGUUCAUCGCCGAAAUAUAUUUAAAAAGACAAGUAUUGCGUUUAGAACCGCCGGAAAGAAAAUUAAAAUUACGACAAAAAAUUGUCAUUAUCAAUAAAAGAAUCGUGAUUCUCAAUAAAUACAUUAAAUAGUCAGGGUGCUCACAAAUACUAGUCUUUGUGUGGUUUUAAAUGUUGCAACAAAAAAUUGUCUCUAUCUAUCAAAGAUUAGUUAUUAUGAUUCGACGUCGAUAAUUCAGUCAUAUCCGUUUUUUCGAAAUGUGUUAUUUUUAAAUCCUUUUUGAAAACACUCGCUAAGGACCGUUGCUAUAAUCUAUAAUUAUAUUUAUAGUUUUUGUGUGACAAUAUUAAGCAAUUUUAGCAAUAAUGUCCUUCCUUUAUAUUUAAUAUUGAUGAAUCAUUAUUAAAUCAUAUCAACUUAAUACACGGAGAGAAAUCCAUGGUAACAAUUAUAAUAUAUUAUGGGAAUGGUUACCAUAAUGCAUAAUAAUCGGUUUUUUUGAAAUGUUGAUUAUAGGAACGGCACCCAUAUAUAUUAUAGUUAUCAAUACUAUAAUAUUAUCGUAAUCGUUACCAUAUAUGGUAAUCAUUACCAUGAUUCUUUCACAUGCGAUGUAGGAACAGUUACCAUAAUGAUGGGAAUUGUUCCCAUACUUAUAGAAACUUUUCCCAGAAAGUAUGGGCCUAUAUCCCAUAAUUCUAAGUAAUCAUUACCAUAAGGGUAUGGGAUGAUAUUUCAUAAACGUACUAGGAACGGUUACCAUUAAUUUCUCUCCGUGUAGGUUAGUAUUAAUUACAACCUAAGCUUCAUUAUCAAUUGCUGUUCUUGUAAUUAAAUUAUGUCACAAGAAGAUUUUGAACUACUUUUUGAUAUCUUGUUUGAUAUUUAUCUUAGCCUGAAUAAGUAUUAUCUAGUGAAUAAAUUAAUAGAUUAAUUUAUUAUUAUAAAAUAUUCCUGGGAGAAAUUAAUUUAGAACUCACGAGAUCUUAAUAAAGUAACAGAAAUCUAAUUUUUUUCUCAAAUUUUAGAUUUACAUUGAUGUCCUGAGAUUUACUUAAUUUCAUGUCAAUCUCUUUAAAUCUGAUUUUUUUUCUUCACGAGGCCCCGAAAGUUCUCUAAAAUUCAAAUUUACAGUUCGAUUAUUCGGCCUUUUUUAGCUUUGAUCUCUUUAUAUAUAUAUAUAAGGGCGGGGGAGAAAUGGGGCUCUGGGGUCAAAAGGGGCUCACCUUUUUUCCUAUGAGGCUCAUUUUGCCCCACUCUUCCUUAUAGAUAUAACAGAAUACCGAAUGUAUAUUUUCGUAGAUCUAAACUACUUUUUCUCGGGUUAAAAAUACUGUUAUGUAUUGAAGUGUAUAACGAAUUGCGAAAAAAUUUUUGUAUCACCGAUUGUCGUUUGUAAAAAUAAAAAAAUGUACACCACAAAUUGUGAAUUAAAAAAUAAAAUAGUGUAAAAAAGCAAAUGCGUUAAUGACUCUGUAUAAAAGUAGAGUAGACAGUUCUCCAGAAUUCUUUGUAUCAAUGUGGUCAGCUGGUCAAUUAGUGAUCAGUCAGAUACCUCA
This is a messenger RNA of Microplitis mediator, 3915 nucleotides long. RefSeq lists its product as uncharacterized. NCBI's taxonomy places the organism in Eukaryota, Metazoa, Arthropoda, Insecta, Hymenoptera, Braconidae. Bases 541 to 2487 code for a protein of 648 amino acids. The record is from RefSeq and is a predicted model, not a curated record. The transcript has 3 exons.